AGGGGUCUGUACUAAACCAAAUUCCAUUUCAUUUCUCUUACCUGAAAAUGGCGCAUGGGUCAACAAUUAAGGAUCUCUCAGAGAAGCUCAAAGACUAUUUUCCUUUCUUGGAGAAUUUACAGAGGCUCCUGUCAAGUAAAAUAAACGAAACACUAGACCUAGUUGGCUUCACUGCAGCAAGAUUGAAGGACUCCCAUCCUAUAGUGAAGAAAUUCGUUGGUUUCACGGAGAAAAGGGUGACUGAAGCCCUCCCUCAUGUGAAGAGCUUUCUGGGUUUCUCGGCAGAAAAGAUCAAAGAACAUCCUUACGUAUUCGGGCUAGUGGUUUUGAUUGUUUUGUGGAAUGCUCCUCCCAUUCCGAGGAAGAUGAUGAAGGCCCCCGGAAGCGAUUACUUGAUGGCCAGGGAUGAUUUCGAAUUGAGCCCUAGAUCUUACUUUCUGGAUCUGAGGGGGAAGAAGAGACGCAGAAGAUGUCUUACAGGGAGGGUUUAUAAGAAUAUCAAAAGACAUCCUUACUUGCUUGGAUUAGCUGUUAUGAUCGUAUGGUGGAUCGCCGCCCGGAAAGAUUUGGAAAGCCCCGAGAAGAGACUGCCCAUGUUAAGGAACGAUUUUGAUUUCUGAGUCUAUAGGUUGUGUAUCUGUUUUUGUUUGUCUAGUUGCCAGACUUGUGUAUCGGUCGAUCUUUUGUUUUGUAGAAUCCCUCCUCUUACUUUCCUGUUUUGGUUUUCCUAUCAAUGUUUUGAGUUAUG
Telopea speciosissima is the source of this 748-nucleotide messenger RNA. RefSeq lists its product as uncharacterized. The coding region runs from base 48 to 620 and encodes 190 amino acids. The record is from RefSeq and is a predicted model, not a curated record. NCBI's taxonomy places the organism in Eukaryota, Viridiplantae, Streptophyta, Magnoliopsida, Proteales, Proteaceae. The transcript has 2 exons.